GUUGGAUAAAUUAAUCGUGAUCGGGAACGGCAUCUCCAUUAGUACAAAGCAGUAGCAUCCGGACUUAAGACAGGUUCUAAGCAAUAGCAGGAACACCCACCACAUUGAACACUGAUUACAGCAAUCAGACAGGAUGAUACUUACGGCGAUUCUAGGCUUCGCAGUGGUCGUGUGCCUCUUGCAGCAGCGGGUUCUCAGCCAGAAUAGUUGCAUCAAUCCGAACAAAGCAGUUGGUACCUGCAUAAGGUACCAGACGUGUCCUUUUGUGCAGAAGAUCAUCAAUCUCUACGGACGUAAUAUUCCGCGGAAUAUUCAUAGCCAAAUCGUUCAGAUGCAGUGCAGGAGCACUACAAAUACUCAAGACUUCCAUAUUUGUUGCACCAAUAAAACCACCCCGCAGUCGUCAACCAACCAGGAAUCCCAACGAAAGGUUGUGCGAUCGGUGAGGCGUAACCUGAACCAAUAUGAUCAACAGGGUCUGCAGCUGCUGAACUCGGUGACCAACUGCGGCAACAAAGGCAAUCCCAAGGUCAGCGGUGGAGGGACAGCCAAGCCAGGAGAAUUUCCCUGGGUGGCCCUGCUCAAGUACAAAAUCAACGCUGAUCGUCCCUUUCUCUGCGGUGGAAGCCUUAUCAGUGAGCGCCACGUCCUCACCGCCGCCCACUGCAUCAUCUCGCAGCCCAAAGUAACGGCAGUUCGCCUGGGUGAGCAUGACCUGGAUUCCAAGAAGGAUUGUCACUAUUUGGGCGGCACUACUCGCGUCUGUCUUCCACCCUACGAGGAGUACGGCGUGGAGAAGAUAAUUGUGCAUCACAACUACGUCCAUGGCCAGAUCGGAUACGACAUAGCCAUCAUUAAGCUGAAUAGAGUGGUUAAGGAGAAGACUCAUAUUAAGCCCGUUUGCCUGCCAAUCGAUCCGAAGUCCUACGAACUGGACUAUAACCAGAGCUUCUUCAUCGCCGGAUGGGGCGGAACCGAGAGAGGCAGUGCUGCCGCGAAGCUCCAAAAGGCCGUGGUCACGCGGAGGAAUCUGGACGUGUGCCGGCGGUACUACAACAAGGGUGAGGUUAGUCAGAACCACAUUUGCGCCACGGGAUCCGGAAUCAAGCACACCUGCCGCGGAGAUUCCGGUGGCCCGCUGUUCUUUACGCAUCUAUUCAAGAACAAAUACCGAGUGGUUCAGUACGGCGUGGUCUCCUUCGGCAACAGUCACUGCGGCCGGAAGCAGAAUCAGCCGGGAGUCUUCGCCAGCGUCAUCAACAUGCUUCCAUGGAUCACCCAGAACUUGCAAUAG
Molecule: messenger RNA, 1294 nt
Organism: Drosophila takahashii
Lineage: Eukaryota; Metazoa; Arthropoda; Insecta; Diptera; Drosophilidae
Product: serine protease grass-like
Biological process (GO): proteolysis
Molecular function (GO): serine-type endopeptidase activity
Source: RefSeq, a predicted model, not a curated record